UGUAGCUGCCCAGCCCCGUUCGCCCGUGACUCAUCCAUCAUAGGCAACCGGCUCGACGGUCCUUUCUCUUUCUGCCGCUUGGAUCGUCAGGGCCCUUGGAAGGGAACCGUUGGCGUCAGGAACAUCGGCCCACUCAGUCUUCAUGCCAUGAUUUCGAAGUAAGGUCCGGUGGGUACCCCGUUCUCCCGGAAGACGCGAUGGCUCCCAGGAAACGCCCAGACGCCCCGAAGACCCCCGAAGUGGCCGCGCGCCUCCGGGGCAAGCGGAGCCGAAGCCCUCCGGAGCUGGAGCCGGAGAACAAGCAGUUGUCGGUGCAGAGCGCCGACCCCGAUGGAAGGUCUGACUCAGGCUGUUUGGGAACAGGAGCGGCCAACCCGAAGGCCCAGUUCCUCCACUGUAGCAUCGUCAGAGCCCUCCAACGGCAGAAGCUGGGCAAAGCUGCCUGCCCAACGCUGCCGCAGAGUCUCCAGUGGUGGUUCUUAGACACUCUGCCUACAUACCGGAUAUCCCAAAAGGCCAUCCCCUUUGACAGGAGGGCCACCUCCAUGGCCUGGCACCCCACUCACCCCAGCACCCUGGCUGUGGGCUCCAAAGGGGGCGAUAUCUUGCUCUGGAACUUCAGAUCCACGGACACACCCACGUUCAUUAAAGGGAUUGGAGCUGGAGGGGUCAUCACUGGGCUGAAGUUUAACCCUCUCAACACCAACCAAUUCUUCACCUCCUCAAUGGAGGGAACCACUAGGCUACAAGACUUUAAAGGCACUACUCUCCGAAUUUUGGCCAGCUCAAACAACUGCAAUGUCUGGUUCUGCAGCCUGGAUGUGUCUGCCAGCAGCCGGAUGGUGGUCACGGGAGACAAUGCGGGGCAGGUAAUCCUGCUGAACAUGGACGGCCAGGAGCUAUGGAAUCUCAGGCUGCACAAAAAGAAAGUGACCCACGUGGCCCUGAACCCACUUUGUGAUUGGCUCCUGGCCACAGCCUCCGUCGAUCAGUCAGUGAAAAUCUGGGACCUGCGCCAGGUUAAAGGGAACUCCAGCUUUCUGUCCUCACUGCCACACAAGCAUCCUGUCAAUGCAGCUUGUUUCAGUCCUGACGGAAACCGGCUCCUGACCACUGACCAGAACAGCGAGAUCCGAGUUUAUUCCACCACCCGGUGGGACAGGGCCCUGUGCGUGAUCCCACACCCCCACCGCCAAUUCCAGCACCUCACCCCCAUCCAGGCAGCCUGGCACACUCGGCACAACCUCAUUGCCGUGGGCCGGUACCCAGACCCCAAUUUCAAAAGUUAUUCUCCCUACGAAUUACGGACGGUUGAUGUGUUAGACGGCAGCUCAGGGAAGCUGAUGUGUCAGCUCUACGACCAAGGAUAUUCCGGCAUCAUUUCGCGCAAUGAGUUCAGUCCCAUGGGAGACACGCUGGCUUCUAUGAUGGGUUACCACAUUCUCAUUUGGAGCCAGGUGGAAGCUGGGACACAAAAGCAAGAGAAACCUGCAAACAAGCGUGCCAGGCAAGGGCUCCGAUCAUCGACCGGGAAUGCGUCCGAGAAGAGGCGGCUGUCUCUCAAGGGGCUGAAAGUAUACAAGUCUUAGGUUGGAGCAGGAGCACUGUGCGUCUGGCAUGCUUCUGCUUUAGUUCUGGAAGCUUCUGUAGAGCUGGAGGGGCCAGCUGCACCAGGGACCCAUGCCACUUCUGUCUCGGAGCCCAGCUUCUCUCCCAUGUGCAGAGGCAGGCGACGGGGCGUGUUUCUAUUGUUUGUUCUCGCUGUUGACAUGGCCAAUAAAACAUUUUAUCCAAGGAA
Molecule: messenger RNA, 1798 nt
Organism: Echinops telfairi (small Madagascar hedgehog)
Lineage: Eukaryota; Metazoa; Chordata; Mammalia; Afrosoricida; Tenrecidae
Gene: DDB2
Product: damage specific DNA binding protein 2
Exons: 11
Coding region: 198-1589 (463 amino acids)
Biological process (GO): response to UV; DNA repair
Cellular component (GO): nucleus; Cul4-RING E3 ubiquitin ligase complex
Molecular function (GO): damaged DNA binding; protein binding
Source: RefSeq, a predicted model, not a curated record